CUCCCUGCAGCGAAUGCAGCCGAGCCAGACGCCCGCGGGAGGCUUGGACCGGGCCCCUGCGGUGGGUGUUGGCAGAGACCCCGGCAGCCUUUGCAAAACACAGGAGCGGUUCAUUAGUCCCCUGGCUACAGACUCCUCAGGUUAGCACAGGGAAUCAAAGGUUAAGCCACAGCCCAGCCUGGCCAAGCCUGGGCAAUGAGCCAGCCAAGACGUCACGGGCCCCAUGGCUGGCUCUGGCUCUGUCCCAUUGUUCUUAGGCCAAGGUGACAGCUGCUGAGACCCCGCAAAAGCCGGCUCUUACCUCGUAUCCUGACCCCUCGUGGACGCUGUUCUUCAGCUGGGGGCCUCUCGGCUGCAGAGCCGUGAGGGGGGAAUCUCGCUCGCUCGGUGUGAACGUCCGUCCCAGCCACUGGGGUUCCAUGGUCUCUCCAGACCCUCCUGGCGCGUGUGUAGUUUAUUCCCUUGGUUAAUGAUGCUGGUCUCCAGCCAGGCUGUUACAUGAGUCACAACCCGUCCCUUCCCUUCACACGUUGCGCAGAGCAGUACAGGAUGCAGAGGGAAACUGAGGCACACAUGGGACUCAGAAAGAUACUACAGAAAGCUUCUACUUUGUCACACAGGCCCCCUGCCCUGGGUUAGGGGUAGCAGCAGGAGGGCAGGCCCCUCCCCCAGGGUAGAGGUAGCGGGGGGGCCUCCCCCUGGGCCGCCUCCUCACUCGCCCCCUGCCUCUCAAAGUCCAAAUCCAGCACCAAUGCCUGCUGCUCACCCAGCGUAGCCGCCAGGAGCUGCCCAUCCAAUCAGAGCACAAGCGGGCUCUGUGCCAGCCAAUCUCAGUAUGGGCAGGUUUUGCGUAAAGCUAAUGAACAUGUGGGUGGUUCCAUAGCAGCCAAUCACAGUGUAGGACAGCUGGGUGCCUGCCAAUCAUGGCUCUGACCACCACCACCUCCCACCCCCCGGUUCUGAAUUUCCUCCUAGUCCUCGCCAUGGCAGAUGGGGGAGGGAGGGCGGGGAAUGCAGUGGCUGGAUCCCAUCCCAGUUUCAAACCCAAAUGUUUUGGGGUGGCAAAAGGGGGCUGAGGCUGCAUGAAAAUUCCCCACUGCGCCCUGCUAGUGUCAGCGACCAGACCCACCCUAAGGGUGGAUGGAUGUGAGACUGCUCUGAGCUGUGUAGUGCAAGGGUGAGGUGGAUUAGAGCCAGCGGUCAGCAUGCUGACAGUGCCUGGUAGGACAGGGAUGGGGAAGACGCUGUGGCGUCUAUGGAUAGCAUUUGUGGGUUCAAACUUCACCGGGACAGUCACUGGGUAAAGUGACCCUGCCCAGUGAAGUGCUGCAAUAAAGUAGGAAUUUUCUGUAAUAUUUUUACAACACUAUGUGUGCCUCAGUUUCCCCCAUGUGUUGCGUGGCUACCCAGUUGUGGGGGCGAGGGGGAGGAUUAAGUUUACUCUCAGGGCAGGCUAAGAGACAUAGGGGUGGGUGUCACCUCCCUGUGACGGUGGAAUAAAGGGUCCUUAAGGAACUUCUUGUAAUCAACUUAGAUCGCCAAGGGAGCCAGAGAGACAAGUCAAGUGCUGAUGACACCUCGAUUUCCCCACCUCUGGAGACCCCAGCUCGAGAGCACAGGACUGGGAGGUGGGGGGUGCUGGACAAAGAUGGAGGCUCUCACCUGGAGCUGGCCAAGGAGGUGUCCCUCGCACUGUCCUGCUGGAAGCUGUGAAGGCCCAUCCCAGCCAGCGAUGCUGAUCCUGAGCUGUCCCUCCAAGCUGCGGCUGCUGGAGGGGAUGCUACGGCGGGGCCUGCCUGACACACUGCCGAUCCCCAAGGGGGCCAGAGAGACAAGGCAAGUGCUGCCGACUCCUGGAUUUCCUGCCUCUCAGCUGGGAGGCUGAGCAGAGACCCCAGCUCGAGAGCACAGGACUAGGAGGUGCUGGACAAAGAUGGACGCUCUCACCUGGAGCUGGCCAAGGAGGUUAGAGAGAGACAGAGACAGCCUGGAAAGGGGCUUUCACUCCAGCUUGGUUGGGCCCUGGCUGACCGCAAUGGACACUGCUUUACCCCCAGUUCUCUCUGCUGACCUAAGGCCGCUCCGUGACUCAUAAACUGGCCUGGCUUGACAAUGCUGCCGGGUGUCACUGCAAACCCAGGCUGGGGUGUGGGAGCCCCCGAAGAGCGGCCAGGUCUCUCCAGGGGUCUGGCUCAGUGGGAGGCACCGGGCAGAGCUCACGGGGUGGAGCAGGAGGGCUGGAGCCCAGAGGCUCCAUCUCAGAGGCCCUGGCCUGCUCUGCAGAAAGAGUGGGGCCCCCUGGGCGGCUGGCACUUUGAGGGCUCCUCCAAGGGGCAGCGUAAAAGCUGGGGCCCAGCACCGAUCCUGGGGAACCGGGACAUCCCCAGACUCUGACCCCUGUGUCUUGGCAGGUCUACGGCACGGUGAUGCAUGUGAACCGCGGGAACCCGGCUGGCCAGGAGGUGCUGGUGGAUUCAUGGCCAGAGUUCAAAAUGGUCCUCACCCGGCCACGCAGAGAAGUGGCGCGGGACCCAAGUGAUUUUUUCACCAACUUGUACUCGGCCUUUUACCGGGACGAGGGCGCCUGCCGGGCCCUGCUGGGGAACAGCCGCGCCGUGGACUGGGGCCAGGCCUUCCAGAUACUGGGGCUGCAGGACGGGGUACAUGAGACCUUCAGCGACAUUGCCAGGGCCAGGGGCCUUGAGAUGGAGACGUAUCCAUACCGGCCACUGCUGCACCCAGACCCACCUGCCAUGCCCCAGUACCGGCCUGACAGGGGGCUCAGGCUGGCCCCCGUGUCCCCCGCCCACGCCAUGCUGCUCAGAGACACCUGGACGUUUGGAGGGAACAGUUGGAGCCUGCGCUACCUGAGCCGCCUGAUCCGCCACUUCCCCAGCGCCAGCCUGCUGGACCCUGAGGGGACCCCCAUCUCCUGGUGCCUCACCGACCCGCUGGCUGCCCUGACACACGGUUACACCCUGCCGGAGCAUCGUGGCCAGCACCACAUGAGGGCCGUGGUGGGGACGCUGGCAGCACAGUUGCAUGCCUGCGGCUUCCCUGUUUACGCUGGGGUGCUGCCCCACAACGAGCCUUCGCUGCACGCCCUGCAACGCCUCGGCUUCCGCAUCCUGCCUGGGGUGUUCUACCAGCUGGUGGUGAGGCCCGGGUUCGCCCAGUCCCAGCCAGCCAGUGCCCUGGACUCGGCCCAGGACCCUGCGCCCAGCUCUGGGGAAGGGCCACGCACCCAAUAGGACAGGGGGAGGGGAGAGGCAGAGAAGGGGACACGGCCUAGAGCCCUGCACCCAGCUCUGGGGGACAGCCAUGCUCUGCCAGCACGUAGCCCUGGGGGAGGGGAGGAGCUGGGGACAUGGCCCAGCCAUGCCCAGGGACCUGCCACCCCCGAGAAGGGGACACACUGACCAGGCACCAGGGGAGCUCAGCUGUCAGCCCUUGGGAAGCCGGGGCCUGGUGGAGGAGAGUAGCUCAUGCUCCAUUAUCACCUGGCAGUCAGGGCUCAGCAGGGGGCGCUCUCCGCUCACAGUGCUGCCUCCGUGCCCUAUGCUGUGGGCUCAGCAGGGGGCGCUCUCCCACUCCCGCUCCCUUCCCCACUGUAGAGCCCUGCUGGGCCCGAACACAGGGAGGAGCAUCCGCUCUUCUCCCUUCCCCCAGAAUGGACGUCCUCAGCCCUGGGCAGGCGACCUGCCCCCUGGCAGCCCCAGUGCACAGGCUGCUCCUCCCCAUGUAGCUGGUCCCAGCUGCAGCCCCAGUGAGCUGUGGGGUUGGGGGGAGGGGACUCCCCACACACAGCAGACGUGCAGGUGCAUGCAGGACCUUGUGGCUUCCCCAGGACCCCGCCUGGGCGGACUCACUGUGGGAAGCGCAUGGAGGGGCAGAUGCUGAAUGCUCCAAGGUCAGACCCAGGAAGGUGAAGCCGGGUGAGCUUUUUGCCCUGGAGACAGUCUGCUCCAAGGGAGAGGAGGCUCCCCAACGUCCUGACUGGCUUUGUGGGGAGCAGUUCCAGAGCAUCGCCUGGGGACUCCAUGUCAUGAGAGAGAGAGGGAAACGCAUUGAACAAGGAGACCGCGCGCCCUGCCACAGCCCAGACCUCCAUCCCCAGACACAGGGGGCUGCCUCUGCCCCGAUUCCCCGCACCGAACCUGCACGCUGGGCUCCACCAGUGCCUGAAACCCAAACUGCCCCCAAGUGGCUCACGGCCGCUGCUAGGACAGGCUCCUCGGCCGGGACAAAAAACCCAAACCCAACCUUCUCCGGCCCACUAUAAUGGGAAGUCUGGAACACUAAUUAAAAAAGAGGUGGAGAGUUAGGAUACAGAUAUUCAGGCCUGUCGGCAAAGGCCUAGACUUUAAGAAUGUAGGUGUAUUCUUAUCACUUAGCUAGUUAUAGGGGUACAGAACGAGAAUCAAAAUCACAGUCUGCUUGUUUAUAGGCCUUCUCUCGCUGUGCUAGUCUGAGGCCCUGUUCUUAGCCUAAGGCCUUUGGCUAAGCAGCAAAGGCAGCCAUAAGCUGGGAAGCAAACGGUCACGUCCUCACCAGUCACCCUGAAAUAAGGCAGCUUUGGGCUGUUCAAAAGGUGAUCCGAGCUGUCACCUCCAGAGAAAGGGAAGAGCCUAGAAGAUUUAAAGAAAACUUAGUUUGGUAGCAUCCUGUCUGGCAAGAACUCACCAAUAGCUGGGGUGUGAAAUCCUCAUUUCUUUGUUGUUCUGUCA
Molecule: messenger RNA, 4727 nt
Organism: Mauremys mutica (yellowpond turtle)
Lineage: Eukaryota; Metazoa; Chordata; Testudines; Geoemydidae
Product: glycine N-acyltransferase-like protein 3
Exons: 6
Coding region: 2427-3251 (274 amino acids)
Cellular component (GO): mitochondrion
Molecular function (GO): glycine N-acyltransferase activity
Source: RefSeq, a predicted model, not a curated record